Molecule: messenger RNA, 910 nt
Organism: Salvelinus sp. IW2-2015
Lineage: Eukaryota; Metazoa; Chordata; Actinopteri; Salmoniformes; Salmonidae
Source: RefSeq, a predicted model, not a curated record
UCAAGUGUGAGGAAGGAUUUCAGACAUCCAAGAGACUUAAAGUCACACCAGAGAACUCACACAGGAGAGAAGCCUUACCACUGCUCCCAAUGUGGAAAGAGUUUCAGUCAGUUAUCAACUCUGAAAAAACACCAACUAACUCACACAGGAGAGAAGCCUUACCCCUGCUGUCAAUGUGGGAAGAGUUUCAGCAGGUUAUGUGAAAUGAAGGCACACCAGAUAACUCACACAGGAGAGAAGCCUUACCACUGCUCUCAAUGUGGGGAUAGUUUCACCAGUUUAUAUUUCCAAAAGAAACACCAGCUGAUUCACACAGGAAAAAAGUCAUUCCACUGCUCCCAGUGUGGGAACAGUUUCAGUCAGUCGUCAACUCUGAAGACGCACCAGAGAACUCACACAGGAGAGAAGCCGUUCCACUGCCGUCAGUGUGGUAAGAGUUUCAGUCAUUUAUCAACUCUGAAGACUCAUCAGAUAACUCACACGGGAGAUAAGCCUCACGUCUGCUCUCAGUGUGGGAAGAGUUUCAGUCUGKUAGGAAACCUUAAGCGACACCAGCUAUCCCACACAGUAGAGAAGCCUAACCGUUGCUCUCAUUGUGGGAAGAGUUUCAGUCAAUCAUCAGCUUUAAAGAAACACCAGAGAACUCACACAGGAUAAAAGCUGGGUCAUCAAAUCUGAAGACACCAGUUUGCUCACAAAGGGGAUAAGCCUUAACUCUACUAUCAAUGUGGGGGUAGUUUCACCAGUUUAUAUUUCCCCCCAAAAACACCAGCUGUGGAAAGGUUCUGUACUGAAUGAAAUGUUCUGUGUGCAUCUUAUCUUUGGUGUCAUAAACAGGUACUUGUGCAUCUAAGUUUGACUGUGACCUCACCAGCUUGCUGACAAUAAAGGGUGAUUCAUUUAAUAUUGA